Dreissena polymorpha is the source of this 1920-nucleotide messenger RNA. RefSeq lists its product as uncharacterized. The coding region runs from base 1 to 1734 and encodes 577 amino acids. The transcript is spliced from 2 exons. The record is from RefSeq and is a predicted model, not a curated record. Lineage: Eukaryota; Metazoa; Mollusca; Bivalvia; Myida; Dreissenidae.
AUGGAGUGGUCUUGUGGGGAUUGUAAUGUGGACAGUGAGGUUCGUCAAUUGUCGUCAACAACGGUGUAUGACGAAAUACCCCCUGAUACAAGUAUCACUAAUUCUCCUAUCCGGGAACUGUCCCAAACAUACACUGUCCGAUCUGAUGGUGACUCAGACGAAGUAGAACCAGAAGAGGAUGGGAUGGAAGAAGUCUCAAAUACCAUAGAUGACCGGUCGUUCGAUAUAUCGAACCGAAAUAUUGAGCGACCACAUGUGUCGCUUGAUCAAUCACUACCCGAUCGACCACUUGAUGAUGUCAUUCCCAACGCGGUACCAACAACGUACGAAGUAGUGGAAAGUGGCAGUAAGCGUGGUGGUCGACUACUCGUGAGCAGUGACGGCUACACAUACAACGCAAGGAAGACACACAGUGGAAGAACGUACUGGACAUGUAGUGUGAGAAAUAAGCAAGUAACAUGCUUCGCUAGUGUAAAACAAUUUGGCGACAUGUAUACAGCCAGUCUAAAUGGACAUACACAUCCCGCAGAUCUAGGGGCAUAUAAAAAAUCUAAGAUCAGAACAAAGGCGAAGCAGAUCGGUCGCAGUGAUGUGUACCGUCCUGCGGCAGAAAUUGUAGAGACGGUCAUGAAAGAAAUGGUGACAGAAGACGAUGUGUGCCUGCCUCGAAUGGACAAUCUUACAAGAGCCGUCAACUUACACCGCCAGAAGAUGCGCCCACAAGAACCAUGUGACUUGAAUUUUGACCUUGACAGGGAAUACAUAGGUCAGAACUUUAUACUCGAUGACAUCCGUUAUGAAGACCAACGACAUAUAGUGUUCGCAACAACGGAACAACUCAGUGUAUUAAAACAAUCAAGAAAGUGGUUUGUAGAUGGGACGUUCAAACUGGUAAAACGUCCCUUCUACCAACUAGUGACUAUUCAUGCCUUCGUAAGAAAAGGCGAAGAUACCAAACAGGUACCACUGGUAUAUAUUCUUAUGUCACGAAGAACCAAGCAAGACUACAUUCAAGUCCUAUCCAGCAUUCACCGCCACCUGGACAACCCUCUUGUUGAGUGGUUCAUGGUCGAUUUCGAAGCUGCAGCCUGGCAGGCGAUCAGAGACGUGUUCCCCGGUUGUGUAAUAAAAGGCUGUGUCUUUCACUGGGUACAGCGAAUCUAUAGGAAAGUAAUGAACGAGGGGUUGACGACCGCAUACACCAACAAAGGCGACAAGUAUCUGUUCUUACGGAAGGUAAUGGCACUCCCAUACCUACCAGCUGAACACAUAGCAUCAGCCUUCUACCAACUGCACCAACAGGCAACUGAAGUCGGGGGUCCGGUGUUAAAAGUAAUGGACUACGUGGAGAAAACGUGGAUCCACGGAUCAGUGUGGAAACCAGAAAAUUGGAGUGCGUUCCGUGAAGUUAUAAGAACUAACAAUGACGUGGAGGGGUGGCAUCGUCGCAUAAACACUAGGGCUGGUAAAGCUGAUCUAAGCUUCUACGUACUUGUGCCACUCCUUCGCAGCGAAGCAGAAACUGUUGAUCUGCAAAUCCGUCUGGUAUCUGAAAAUCUGCUAACAAGAAUACACAGAAAGCAAAAUGUGAACACCCACGGCAGACUGUUCGAAGCAUGGGACCAAUACGAAGACGACGAGAUGACCACGACACAGCUACUGAGAACAUGCAGCCACAUCGCAGGACUUGGACCCGACACAACAACUGAUGCCAUCCACGACGAAGAUUGUUAAACCUUUAUGUACCAUAUAUGUAAUAUAUAGAGAUCAAUAAUAUAUGUUUUAAUAUGAAGGUGUAUUAAUAAUGAAAUGUAUUUUGUGACAUAUUAUUUAUGAAUUUAGACUAAUAUAUUGCCAGAGAUUAUAUUUUAUGUGUGACAUGUACUAUGUACAAUUUUGUGAAUGAUAAAUGUGUUUGGC